This is a messenger RNA of Etheostoma cragini (Arkansas darter), 2135 nucleotides long. RefSeq names its product toll-interleukin 1 receptor (TIR) domain containing adaptor protein (gene tirap). The coding region runs from base 288 to 1112 and encodes 274 amino acids. Gene Ontology annotation, biological process: signal transduction. NCBI's taxonomy places the organism in Eukaryota, Metazoa, Chordata, Actinopteri, Perciformes, Percidae. The record is from RefSeq and is a predicted model, not a curated record. The transcript has 3 exons.
GCAUGGUUCUAACAAAGGGUUAACUACCAGCUCAGUGAAGUAUGACAUGACACUUUGCAUUUGAAACUUGACUGAACAUGAGGCAUGUCUUUCAGCAGUUACCAUCUUCCGUUUUUUUUUCUGGGAAUGUCAGUAAGAGACUUUUCGCUCAGUCUUUGUAACAUUCUGCUGCUGCAGUCAUUUGUUCAGCUACCAGGUAUUGUGUGUACGGGGCAGAAAAGAUCCUUUUUAACAGAUUUAACAGGACAGUUUUUUCUGCAAGGAUUUUGGCGAGGCGUGAUGAUGACAUGCAUGGCUGGAUCCAGAAACUCUUGAAAUCAAGAACAUCUGUGUCAGUGCAACGUGAACAAGAAGAAAAAGCGACAACAGAGUCAGUGUCUUCUGUCGGCAGCACAACAACUUCAUCUACAUGGUCAUGCUCUUCUUUGUCAUCUUCAUCAUCUCCAUCACUGGGGACAUCCCCUUCAAAACCACAACAGCCACAAUCGGCUCUGAGCUCGCUGCUCAGAUGGAGCCGAAAGUAUGACGUGUUUGUGUGCCACAGCUCUGUGGACAGGGACAUUGAGGAAGCUGCACGCCUAGUGUCUUUCCUGGAGGCUUCGCCUUGUAGUCUAAGGUGCUUUCUAUGGCAUAGAGACACCUGUCCAGGAGGUGCAAUGUCCACAGAGUUAUGUCAGGCUGUGCAAAACAGCCACUUAAGGGUUCUGCUUAUCACGCCUCACUUCCUGCAAGAGGAUUGGUGCAAGUACAUGAUGCACCAGGCUCUGGCAGAAGGACCUAUGUCCAAUCGCAUUAUUCCCCUGGUUCAGAACCUGUCCCACUCUCAGUAUCCUCAGGAACUGAGGUUCUACUUCUAUAUUAACCUGAACAGAAACCCUGACCGAGGUUAUGCUCUCGUCAACAAGACUGUUCUCAAGUACCUGAAAGACCUGGUUAAAAACGAGAAGACAUUUGAUUGCAGCAUGGACAGUAACGGACUAUUUGGAGAAGGCAGCCCAAAAAAAGACAAGCUGGGGUCAAAGUGUUUACCCGCCGAGGCUUCAAUACCCCUGGAAGAGAUAGCAAAGAAAGAUGAAAGCGUCAGUGUCUUUUCCUGUAAUCAUCAACAGUGAUCAAAUAUGGAGAUAGAGGGCAAGUGGCUCUGAAUUGAAAACUGCUUCUGUUGAACAGACUCUCUCAACUUAAGUGACCCUUUUAUCACAUCAUGUGAGAAUAAGGCUCUAAGCGUGUGUGAUGAACAGAAAACAUUUUAUUUCAAGCAGCAGUGUUGCAUAUUUCCUGUAUCAGAUCUAGAGAAGUAGCCUACAGUGUGUUCUGACCUGAGUAAACAAUGAGCACAUAUCAUAAAAAUGUGUGGUUAUAGUCUGAGCUUGUAACACAUAAUUCAGUUCAAUUGCAGCCCAUAGAUAACGUUUACAAUGUAGGGCACUCAAAUGCCAUAAGGGAUCGGGAUGAACUUAAUCCUCCUUUAUACAGACUAAAACUGAGAGAUUACUUUAUUGUGGAUGACACUGUGGAUGAAUGAUGACAACAGUGUUAUACAUAGUGUUUGCCACUAGGUGGUGCAUUUUCCUCUUUUAUCCAAUCGAGAGUGCUUGUGAGGAGAUGCAUGUUACAGAUGUGUGAUCUCGCUUGUAUAAUGUUCAGCCUUUACCAUCGACAGCAAUGAUAACAGUCGACGUGUCUCGUACAUGUAUGUGUGUGAAAUAGAGAGCGAGAGUAAAUAGACCCACCCAUGACAAAUUGACAGUGGCAUGACUUUUUCGGGGAACUGGGACUUAGAUAAUGAGGAAGUGUGAUUCCCUUUGAGAAAAAUCACAGCUUAGUGUUUUACUUAUACUGUAUAUAAACUCUCUCUUAAACACAUAGCAAGAGCUCACAAGUAUGGCACUGCUCUGCUGGUAUUUAUAUUUCAGUCACCAUAUAUUUCUGUUUUUAGCUCAGCUUUUGGAAGACAGUCUGAACAUGUUGAAGAUUUGUUUUUUUAUUGGGCUAUAUAGAAUUGAUUAACAAUAGAAGGUGCUGCCAAGGACAUUUCAAUCAGGAGAUACUUUGUUGCAUAUAUGGAAAGAUGUAUUGUACAUAUGCAUAAUAUGAAAUGUGCAGUCUUUGGAGAUUAACUCCAUCGUAUUUUU